CCCCCAAUUAUAACCCAUUCACCCAUUCAGCCCAUUAGGUAUACUUCCCCCCGCCACCCGUCUACAUUUCUAUCUCCGAACCUAUCCAGUCCUUUUUCUUGGCGUACACAGACACGUAUAUGCAAGUGCAACUAAGGACAAGCUCUUCAUUAAUGGGGGUCUGGGUAGCUGCUGGGGGCCAAGGUAUGUCGCCAUGAGGGGCAGGAGAAGAGGGAUUUGGAUCUCCUGCAUCUGCUGAAGUACAGUCACGUCCAACACUUGUCACUUCUGAAUCACUUCUGAAUAAGGGGGAGGUGUUCACCACCUGAAUCCUGUCGACGCACGAGCUGGCCUCCACUACCGGCGUCUUGAUCGUAUAUAUAAAGGCUAGUGCGAAGUCUUGAGACAUUCUUCUCGCUUGGUCUACCCGGUAGAUUCCCUAGCCUUUAAAGCAUUUCAUCCUCUUCAUUGUUUCCUCGGGCCAACUGCAUCUUCAUAACAUCCAACGUACCUCUAUCCAUACUUUCCCAUUGACCUACCUUUUACCUAAUCGCCAGCCCAUUGCUCGAUAAUUUUGGGUUGAAAAAAAAAAGCACCAUGGGUUCUGUGUACAUCCCUCCGAUCCGCCUCGCGAUCCUCGAAGCCGAUAACCCAGUUCCUGGAAUCAAAGCUAAAUACGGGUCGUACGGCGGGGUCUUCAAACAUCUUUUUGAGAGGGCGUGUGCAUCAUUAGAGCCACCCCAACCCCUCUCUGCCAUACUCGAGCUCUCGUCUCACGACAUUGUAAAUCACCCUGACUCGUACCCGGACCCCGAGACGAUCGACGCCAUCCUCAUCAGCGGCUCUAAGUACUCCGCAUAUGACAACGACGAUUGGAUCGUCCGCCUCACUCAGUAUACGAGGCGGUGUCUCGAAGGCGGCCGCGUCCGUGUUAUCGGCGUCUGCUUCGGUCACCAGAUAGUCGGCCGUGCCCUUGGGGUCGAGGUCGGCAAGAAUGUUCGCGGAUGGGAGAUAAGCGUCACCGACCACGAGCUCACAGAGGAGGGAAAGAAGCUGUUCGGCGUACAGAAGCUGGCUAUCCACCAAAUGCACCGUGAUCAGGUGUUCUCGUUACCCCCAGGCGCCAUCCAGUUAGCUCGCACCGACGUGUGCGAUGUGCAGGCCAUGUAUAUCCCGAAGCGAUUUAUCACGGUGCAGGGUCAUCCUGAGUUCACCGACGAUAUGGUGCGUGAGAUCCUCGAGAUGCGCCGAUAUGGUGGCAUUCUGGGCCCGGAUAUCUUCGAGGACGGCAUGCGUCGUGUUAGUAAUAAACACGAUGGCGUCGCCGUUGCUAGGGCUUUCCUGCGUUUCCUACGACAGUAAGAAACAGUAGAGAAGGACAAGGUAAAAGAUGGGAGAGAAAAUCAAAAUUUAUAUAGACAUCCCGAACAGCACCAUAAUAAGACGGGGCAGAAACGAUCCGCAGGUGUUGGUUACACAAACCAGGAUUGUGCUUUAUUGACCGGUUAUGAAGACCAAUCGGUUAGCUGCCGGGGAAUGGCAACUCCUCAGACACCAUGAAGUCUUAUGAUGCAAUACGUACCUUUGAUGCGGAAUUAUGAUAUUUAUUACCAACUCAAUAUCACUUAACAGUUGAGUAAAAAGAAGGGUGUCGAUUAUCGGUCUCUCCUAUCUGAGUCUGUAGGUCUGCAGAGUUCUCUAUCACACAUACCUAGCAGACAUUGUUUCGGAUCGAGUAUGAAGAUCAAUCAAAUAAGAAAAAAAAAAGAAUCAUCAUCUCACAAA
Molecule: messenger RNA, 1764 nt
Organism: Daldinia loculata
Lineage: Eukaryota; Fungi; Ascomycota; Sordariomycetes; Xylariales; Hypoxylaceae
Product: class I glutamine amidotransferase-like protein
Exons: 2
Coding region: 577-1341 (254 amino acids)
Cellular component (GO): nucleus; cytosol
Source: RefSeq, a predicted model, not a curated record